AUGUCAGUAGUCAGGUUUGGUCCUUCUGGCAGCAACCCGGUCUGUAUACACUUCACAGAGGAAAAUUGGGCUACGAGAAUGAAUAGCGAAGAACAUCUGCGGGACCUGUUUUCUGGUAGGUUGCAGAUGGCUGAAUCAUCCAGCAGCUUGGUUUUCUUUUGUUUCCAACCUAAUGAGAGUGUGUGA
Ilex paraguariensis (yerba mate) is the source of this 186-nucleotide messenger RNA. Lineage: Eukaryota; Viridiplantae; Streptophyta; Magnoliopsida; Aquifoliales; Aquifoliaceae. The record is from the annotation of a GenBank genome assembly.